Molecule: messenger RNA, 156 nt
Organism: Funneliformis geosporum
Lineage: Eukaryota; Fungi; Glomeromycota; Glomeromycetes; Glomerales; Glomeraceae
Source: the annotation of a GenBank genome assembly
GAUGAUUACUACAAGAAGGAUGACUACAACAAGAAGAAGGAAUAUAAACGUCAUGACUACUACAAAAAGGAUGACUACAAGAAGGAUGAUUACUACAAGAAAGACGACUACAAAAAGGAUGACUACUACAAGAAAGACGACUACAAGAAAUAUUAA